CGCUUACAUUGAUUGAAAAGUGAAGACUGAAAACCACUGUUCUCAUUUUCGCAACGACAAUGGCGUCCACCACAUCCCGAUCCCUAAUCACCCCCCUCAAUUCCUCAAUCCAAAACCCUAACUACAACCGCAAUCCAUUCUCCACCGCCAAGCCUAUUACAAGAAGUCACAGCAUUCAUAUCCACGCCCGCGGUAGUGGCAGCAAUGACGCAAUCGAGCUGCAGAAGCUCAUGCAAGAUUCACCGUAUGAGCUCAGUUCCAGAGACGCUCUGCCAUCACUUCCGCGGCCUUUGACCUCUGCUCGACUUUCGAAUUUGGCGGCGGAAGGGUCUCGUCUCCGCGUCGCCUAUCAGGGCGUUCGAGGUGCAUACAGCGAGUCUGCAGCCGAGAAGGCUUAUCCGAAUUGCGAGGCAGUACCAUGUGAACAAUUUGACACAGCUUUUCAAGCAGUAGAGAAGUGGCUGGUUGAUAGAGCGGUUUUGCCUAUUGAAAACUCGUUGGGAGGCAGUAUACACAGGAACUAUGAUCUUCUGCUCCGGCAUAGGUUGCAUAUUGUUGGAGAAGUUAAACUAUCGAUCCGACACUGCUUACUAGCUAGUCCCGGUGUGAAGAUUGAAAAUCUUAAAAGAGUGCUUAGCCACCCUCAGGCUCUUGCACAGUGUGAGAAUACGUUAACUAAGUUUGGACUGGUUAGGGAAGCUGUGGAUGAUACUGCUGGUGCAGCAAAGCAUGUUGCUCUCCAUGGAUUUUAUGAUGUCGGAGCAGUUGCUAGCUUUAAUGCUGCUAAGAUCUAUGGUCUAGAUGUACUUGCUCAGGACAUUCAGGAUGAUGCUGAUAAUGUCACUCGAUUCCUUAUGCUGGCUAGGGAGCCUAUCAUACCAGGCACUGAUAAACCUUUCAAGACAAGUAUAGUCUUCUCAUUAGAGGAAGGUCCAGGGUUUCUUUUUAAGGCACUGGCCGUAUUUGCUAUGAGGAAUAUCAAUCUCACUAAGAUUGAAAGCCGACCACUGCCAAAGCAGGCUUUACAAACAUCAGAUGACAAUGCCAUGCCCUUUCCUAAGUACUUUCCCUACCUUUUCUAUGUUGAUUUUGAAGCAUCCAUGGCAGAUCAAAGAGCUCAAAAUGCUCUUGGCCAUCUGAAGGAGUUUGCAACAUUUUUGAGGGUUCUUGGCAGUUACCCUGCAGAUAUUGGCCUUCCAUGACUACCAAUUUUUUCAAGGUUCCUAUAUCUGAGAAACUACUCAACUGAAAUGCUGCUUCAUCUUGACAAUCUCUUCCAUGGAGGAAUUUGUUAGAGGGGCCUCUGAUUUCUUGAGACUCCAGUAACAUGUCAAAGAUGAAGAGGACUCCACCAUAGUUUGUACAGAAUGACUGAAUGAAUUGCUAAGAUGAAAGGGACGCAGUGAUGGCUAAAAGGAGAAUUAUGACGUAGACCAAACAACUUAUGCCCUUCUUGGUGUGAUGAAGAUAAGCAUGGAAUGACAGUUCCUUUGCAUUUCCGUCCAAAUUCUCUACUCCAUUCCAUCACAUAAGCAUCACAUGACUGAUGGAAUUGCUAACAUGGAAAGGGACGCUUGUGAGCUAAAAUGAGAAUUAUGGAAUAAACUGACAACUUAUGCCCUUCUUGGUACGAUGGGAUGGAAUUAAGGUAGGAAUGAAAUUACAAUUCUUUUGCAUUUUCAUUCUAUUCUCUACUCCAUUCCAUUACAUGAGCAUUCUAUUUUAUUAUACCAAACAAAUGAAUGAAAUGAAAGUAAGAAUGGAAGUAGGAAUUAUCAUCCAUUUCCUUCUCUAUUCCAUUA
Molecule: messenger RNA, 1802 nt
Organism: Salvia hispanica
Lineage: Eukaryota; Viridiplantae; Streptophyta; Magnoliopsida; Lamiales; Lamiaceae
Product: arogenate dehydratase 2-like
Biological process (GO): L-phenylalanine biosynthetic process
Cellular component (GO): cytoplasm; chloroplast
Molecular function (GO): arogenate dehydratase activity; prephenate dehydratase activity
Source: RefSeq, a predicted model, not a curated record